AUAUGCAUCUGUUAAAAAUUUUCCAUUAAUUUAAUUUUUUGUAUUCUUGUCUUCAACACGUGAAUGACCACUCGUUCUAAAAAUUUAGAAUUAUUAGAUGUAGCACUAGCAUUUUUGUAUUAGAAAAUGAGUUACUGUAUUCAAGUGAUGACAUAAAUUUGUGGGUUAGGCGUCCGGCUGAUCUCCUCUGUGGAAUUUCGGAAAAUUUGGUUUGGACAUGCCUCCUCUAUUUCGUUGCACCGCUCCUAGUCAGUUUUGUAAGUCUCCGCCUGCGGAUGCAGAAAAUCGAAAGCGCCGUUCGGAUGAAGCGACGGAAACCCGUGUAAAAGUUUUGAAGAUCGGUUUCGAGAAUGUGUUCUUAAGCCACAAGGAAUUCAAAGCGCCACCACAGGAACAGCUGGAUGGCCAGAUCCAGACCAUUUCUGCCCACGAGCAGUUUAUUCGACAGAUCCUUGCCAAGCCUUUCAAAGUCCCCCUACCCGGUUAUGAAGGACUCAGUGGACGAGCUCUGGGAUUUCGACGGGAUGGUGUACGUCGCGCGCUGCACGAUCCUAACGGUGAUAAUGCGCUUGUUCUAUACACGCCUCCAGAGCUCACUGCACAGGAGGAGUUAUCCAUCAAACCUGACAAGCGUCUCGUGCAUGUCGUAGUGGAUCCCCUGCUGACCAAAGUCCUCCGGCCACAUCAACGUGAAGGUGUUCGCUUUAUGUACGAGUGUGCCACGGGGGUUCGAAUCCCUGAAUUCUUCGGAUGCAUUAUGGCUGAUGAUAUGGGCUUGGGAAAAACACUACAGACGAUUUCUCUUCUGUGGACUUUGUUGAAGCAAAGCAAAGAAAUGAAACCAGAAUUGGACCGAGCAAUGAUUGUUGCACCCAGCAGUUUAGUUAAGAAUUGGGCUAAUGAAAUAAAAAAAUGGUUGGGAAUUCGCCUUACGCCGCUGGUAAUCGACUCCGGCUCAAAAGAUCAGAUUGAUAAGGACCUUGACCAGUUUGUGCGUCAAAGCGGGCGACGCAUUGCGACUCCGAUUCUCAUCAUAUCGUACGAGACCUUUCGCUUGCAUGCUGCUGCAUUGCAAAAAGGCAAGAACGUUGGGAUGAUUGUUUGCGAUGAGGGGCAUCGGCUAAAAAAUGCUGAUAAUCAGACGUACCAAGCACUGGAUGCGCUGGAGUGCAGACGAAGAAUUCUCAUAUCCGGCACACCUAUUCAGAAUGAUCUCACUGAGUAUUACAGUAUGGUUCAUUUCGUCAAUCGUGGCUUGCUGGGUACGCAGACGGAAUUCCAGAAGAAAUUUAUGAAUCCGAUUACGAAAGGCCGGGAUGCUUGUGCCACUGACGAUGCGGUAAAGAAAGGCGAAGCGCUUCUGGAAGAGCUAACGAAAAUGGUCAACCGGUGUAUGAUUCGGCGUACAUCAGCUAUAUUGUCAAAAUACCUUCCUGUCAAAGUCGAACUGGUUGUGUGCUGCAAGCUUACGGAUUUGCAAAUGUCGUUGUACGAGAGCUUCCUCCAGUCUAAAGCUAUUAAAAAUCUUGCGAAAGGCGAUGAUGAUACUAAAGGUAUUGGAUCUUCCUUGGCAGCUAUUACUUCGCUGAAGAAAUUGUGUAAUCAUCCGGAUCUGGUGUACGAUCUGUGUAAGGAGAAGGCUGUAGGCUGGGAAAACGGGUUGGAGAAGUUUCCAGCUGGACAUAAUCCGACCAGGGCAUGUGUACCGGAACUGUCAGGAAAAUUGGCGGUGCUGGAUGGAUUGUUGGCUAUCUUGAAAACAACCACAAAGGAUAAAGUUGUGUUAGUGUCAAACUACACGCAGACAUUGGAUGUCUUUGAGAAGCUGUGUCAUCAGCGGAGGUACCGAUAUGUUCGCUUGGACGGGGCAAUGACGAUUAAAAAGCGAGGAAAAGUUGUCGAACGGUUCAACAGUCCGGACAGCGAUGAUUUCAUUUUCAUGUUGAGCAGUAAAGCAGGAGGUUGUGGAUUGAAUCUGAUUGGAGCCAAUCGUUUGGUGAUGUUUGAUCCCGAUUGGAAUCCCGCCAAUGACGAUCAGGCUAUGGCACGUGUGUGGCGCGAUGGCCAGAUCAAACAGUGCUAUAUUUACCGUUUGCUGAGCACUGGAACUAUUGAGGAGAAGAUCCUCCAGCGUCAGGCACAUAAAAAGGCCCUGAAGGAUUGUGUGGUGGAUGACAUUGAUGCUGAAAGGCAUUUCAGUGCAGCCGAUCUUCGAGAUCUGUUCAAACUGAAUAAAACGUGCUUGAGUGAUACUCAUGACCAAAUUAAGUGCAAACGGUGCACAAUGGGCAAGCAGGUGGUCGCUCCACAUCCGGACAGCACGUGCACCAGUGAUUACUCCCAGUGGCAUCAUCACUAUGAUCGGCGCAAUGUUCCGGAUGUCCAGUUGCAGCAGAUCUGGCCCGUUGGAGUCACCUUUGCAUUUCAUCAGCGAAGCCAUGAACAAGCUAAACUGUGAAUCUAGAUAUCUUUUUAUUGUCUGUUUUACUGAAUCUGUUGUGUUUGUUUACUAACCUUUAUUCUUGCUUUUUUCAGAUUUGGUCAGUUUUCCGCUUAAGAUCGAUUGUCUGAAUUUGUUACUUCAAGUGACCUUUCUUGUUUUAACAGCUGCUGAACUAUGCGCGGAAAUUUCACACAUUAGAUAACGAUCACUUACUGAAUUUUACUCAUGUAACAUGUUAGCAAAUUAGCAUUCCCGUAAAUUAUUCACAACC
This is a messenger RNA of Paramacrobiotus metropolitanus, 2714 nucleotides long. RefSeq names its product DNA repair and recombination protein RAD54-like. Gene Ontology annotation, biological process: double-strand break repair via synthesis-dependent strand annealing; reciprocal meiotic recombination. NCBI's taxonomy places the organism in Eukaryota, Metazoa, Tardigrada, Eutardigrada, Parachela, Macrobiotidae. Gene Ontology annotation, molecular function: ATP binding; DNA translocase activity; ATP-dependent chromatin remodeler activity. Bases 218 to 2458 code for a protein of 746 amino acids. Gene Ontology annotation, cellular component: nucleus. The record is from RefSeq and is a predicted model, not a curated record. The transcript is spliced from 4 exons.